This is a messenger RNA of Cercopithifilaria johnstoni, 1551 nucleotides long. NCBI's taxonomy places the organism in Eukaryota, Metazoa, Nematoda, Chromadorea, Rhabditida, Onchocercidae. The record is from the annotation of a GenBank genome assembly.
AUGCCGAAAACUUCUUCACGAAGUAUUUCACGAUUGUUACGCUAUUCGCGCAAUGGACUUAAGCUUACAGCUGUGCCGUGUACUGCAGUUCCGGUCUCAUUUAUACGUGCAGCAUCGACAUCGCGACUUGCAUCUUUGUUCGGUGUUUCCAACCAUUACAUAAACCGUUUUCAUCGGGUUCAAGAUAGCAACAAGAAGCUAUAUCGAUUAUAUUCUAGUGGUCUUCCGGAACAUAGACUCAUUCAAAUGCCGGCUCUUUCACCAACAAUGGAACAUGGUACUAUUGUCAAGUGGCAUAUAAAGGAAGGUGAUGAGGUCGAGGAAGGCGAUUUGAUAUGUGAAAUUGAGACUGAUAAAUCGGUAAUGGCGUUUGAAGCAUCCGAGGAAGGUGUCUUGGCUAAAAUUUUGGUACCUGAUGGUACUAAGAAUAUUAAACUUGGGAAGCCAAUUUGCGUCUUUGUUGAUAAGAAGGAAGAUUGUGCAGCGUUUGCUAACUUCAAAGUUGAUGGAUCCCAAUAUGAAACAGUAUUUGCAACUUCAGCAACAUCUAAAGCUGUUAGAACGAUUUUAUCGGCUGGAAACUAUUCAUUGUCUCUUACGGGUUCUUCUCGAACAAUGAAAUCGGAAAGUAACCGUGCCGUCGCUAUCCCAUAUGUUCGGAAAUUAACUACUGGCUUGAGUAUCGACUUGUCGGAAAUUAAAGUUGCUGGUCCAGAUAGACAUACCAUUGUAACCAAUGUGAAAAAUGCUAAGGUAAGGGGAACUGCUCCUGUUUUUGCCACUGAUAAUGUGGUACUGGUUGAAAAAAGUUCUGGACAAGACAAUACAAAAAGAGUUGAGUCUGGUGGUCCGAAAUACAAAGAUAUACCACUUACGAAUAUGAGGGAAACUAUUGCUAAACGUUUAUCAUUCAGUAAACAAAGUAUACCACAUUAUUAUCUUACUUCUGAAAUUGAAAUGGACGAAUUGUUGAAGGUACGAGCGAAUUUAAAUGCUGACCUGAAAGAUCAAGGUAUAAAAGUAUCCAUAAAUGAUUUAGUCGUUAAAGCAUGUUCGUUAGCCUGCGUGGAUGUACCCGAAGUUAACAGUUUCUUUUUGGAGAAAGAGAAAGUUAUCCGUCAAAAUUUAACCAUCGAUAUUUCUGUUGCUGUGAAGACAGAAGCAGGCCUUAUAACACCCAUUGUUUACAAUGCUGACGUUAAAGAUUUGGCGGAAAUUAGUGUUGAAAUUAAACAAUUAGUGGAUAAGGCGAAUAAAAAUAAACUGAAACCAAAUGAGUAUAUGGGUGGUACAUUUACGGUAUCAAAUUUAGGAAUGUUUGGUAGCAUUCGUCAUUUUACAGCAAUUAUCAAUCCACCGCAGUCAUGCAUUUUGGCUGUCGGUGGUUCAGAGCGCAAGGUUGUUCCUGAUGAUGAUAAAAAUGGGGUUAAAAUCAUAACAACAAUGUUCGUAACGAUGUCUUGUGAUCAUCGUGUUGUUGAUGGUGCUGUUGGUGCAGUCUGGCUAAAACAUUUUAAGGAAUACAUGGAAAAACCAGGAACACUAUUGUAA